Molecule: messenger RNA, 1710 nt
Organism: Colletotrichum gloeosporioides
Lineage: Eukaryota; Fungi; Ascomycota; Sordariomycetes; Glomerellales; Glomerellaceae
Product: Multidrug resistance protein fnx1
Exons: 3
Coding region: 1-1710 (569 amino acids)
Biological process (GO): transmembrane transport
Molecular function (GO): transmembrane transporter activity
Source: RefSeq, a predicted model, not a curated record
AUGAGGGGCGAUCUCGAAACCACCAAGGCCGAAAAGGCUCUUCACGAUCAGACUAAUAUACUUCCUUUGAAGCAGCUGAUGGUCGUUUUUGCAACUUUGGCAAUCACCCUCCUUAUUGCGUUCAUCGAUCAAAAUGGCAUCAGUAUCACAUUACCGACAAUCGCCGCCGACCUCAAUGCCGAAGACACGAUAUCCUGGGCGGGAACGUCAUCGCUCAUCGCCAACACUACUUUCCAAAUGCUUUAUGGACGAUUCUCAGACAUCUUCGGCCGGAAAGCUGUGUUCCUGAGUGCGAUUGGCCUGUUGGCAUUGGCAGACCUUCUUUGCGGGCUCUCACAAAAUGCGGCCAUGUUCUACAUCUUUCGAGGCAUUGCUGGAAUUGGUGGUGGCGGUAUCACAAACCUGGCCAUGAUCAUUGUGUCUGAUGUUGUAACUCUCGAGCAACGUGGCAAGUACCAAGGCAUCAUUGGUUCAAUGGUCGGGCUAGGAAACGUUCUUGGCCCUUUUCUUGCCGCUGCCUUUAUGGAGAGGGCAACGUGGAGAGCUUUCUUCUACAUGCUAUCACCUCUCGGAGUUAUCGUUGGAGUCAUCUGCUACUUCUUCUUACCUUCAAAGCCACCCAACGACGAUUUCAAAAAUAGCGUCAAGAAAAUCGAUUACGCUGGGUCAUUCACUUCGUCUCUCGGCGUCAUUUUGUUACUUAUUCCAAUUUCGGGAGGUGGCGCCUAUUUUCCAUGGAAUUCGGCAAUGGUAAUUAGCAUGUUGACCAUUGGAGCGCUCGCUCUUGUGUCAUUUAUCAUCGUUGAGUGGAAGUUUGCCAAGUUGCCAAUGAUGCCGAGUAAGUUUCCCUUUGAUGCGUGUACCCUAUUGGAUCGAUGGCCUGACGUUGAGCUAGUCCCGAUUUUCAAGAACAAGGUUGUCGUGGUUAUGUUGGUGCAAACCUUCUUGUUCGGAGCUGCAUAUCAAUCUUAUCUUUACUACAUCCCGCUGUACCUUCAAAAUGCCCACCAGUUUUCGGUGAUGCACUCAGCGGCCAUUUACGUCUCUCUCGUGGUCUGUCAGUCGGUCUUUUCGAUCCUAUCGGGUCAAUACAUAUCUCGUACUAAGCGAUACGGAGAGGUAAUCUGGCUGGGAUUUGGGUUUUGGACCCUGGGCGCCGGUCUCACAUUGAUCUUCGAUCGAAACACGAAACCGGGCAUCAUUGUCAUCCCGCUACUGAUUGUCGGCAUCGGCGUUGGCUUCAUCUUCCAGCCGACCCUGGUCGCACUCCAGGCGCACUCAAUCAAGUCGAGACGAGCUGUCAUCACAUCCAACCGCAACUUUUUUCGGUGCGCCGGUGGUGCAUGCGGUCUAGCUAUUUCUGCUGCGAUUCUUCAGGCGACUCUUCGAGCAAACCUUCCGGCGGAGUUCAAGUACUUGUCAAGCAGCACGUACUCGAUUCCUCAGCUCAGCAGCGACGACAUGUCAAGAGUCUUGGACGCAUACAUGGCAGCGAGUCGUGCUGUUUUCAUCUUUCAGAUUCCGUUGGUUGGUCUUUGCUUAGUCGGGUGCUUGUUAAUCAAAGAUCGCGGCCUGGAGCCAAUUGACGAUACGAAGCCGGAGGACACAUCGAGCGAAAGCCGAGACGAGGAGGAAGGUAUUUCACGGGAGAAGACUUCCGAGAGAGUUGGCGCAAACGAAGAUCCAAGUUUGACAAACACAAGAAAUUAG